Molecule: messenger RNA, 1086 nt
Organism: Sporothrix schenckii 1099-18
Lineage: Eukaryota; Fungi; Ascomycota; Sordariomycetes; Ophiostomatales; Ophiostomataceae
Product: universal stress protein family domain protein
Exons: 2
Coding region: 1-1086 (361 amino acids)
Source: RefSeq, a predicted model, not a curated record
AUGACGACACUAACAGAAACCUCUUCUGCCACCAGGUUCCGGAAGCACGUCGGCUUUGACAACAUCCCGAUCGGAGAAGCGACAAAGUCAAACACACUCGGCUACACACUGAGCAUCAGCCAUUAUGGCUACCAACCCCGGCGCCGAUCACGAACCAUGAUGGUCGGCAUUGACCAGAACAUAUACUCCGACUUUGCGCUGCAAUGGCUGUUGGACGAGUACGCAGACGAUGGCGAUGAGAUAAUCUGCGUCCAUGUUGUAGACAAAGAUGCGCGGACCGUCGAGGAAAAGAACUACAAGGCACGUGCCGACAAAAUGGUGGAAAGAAUCAAGAGCAAGAUCCCCGAAAGCUGCGCAAUCAGCAUAAAACUCGAGUACGCAGUGGGAAAACUGCAUGCGACUUUCCAAAAGCUGAUUCAAGUCUACGAACCUUCUAUGCUUGUCGUUGGAACACGCGGUCGCUCUCUGGGAGGCUUCCAGGGCCUCGUGAACAAGAACUCGUUCUCCAAGUACUGCCUGCAAUACUCGCCAGUACCGACUGUUGUCGUCCGUGACUAUGAGAAGCGCAAGAAGAAGAAGGACAAGAGAUCCAAUGACCCGGCCCGUCAUAGCUAUGCCAACAUGCUUGCAACGUCCAACGGCGUGCACGAGGCCAACAGCGAGAACAGCAGCGUGUACAACAUGGAGGCGAAGAUCUCUGCCGACGAGGAGGCGCAUAAGGUCGCCGCCGCCAUUGGUCUUCCGGCGGCUUUCGAUCCCACUCUCAAGCCAAUAGACAUAGACCAGUAUCUUGGACGCCGGUCGCGCAACACAUCGCCAGCCAGGCCAGAGGUAGAGAGCACCACGAGCGACAAGUCUACGAUUCCGGGCAGCGUCGAAACUCCUGCAGCAUCGGUCGAUAGCGAAGACGACGACAGCGCCGACGACGACGACGAAGCCGAGUUUGAAGUGACCUCUGGCCAGCAGGCACUUCAAGAAGCCGCAGCCAAAGAAUCCGAGAAGGAGCAGCGCAAGAAGCUGCAUGAGAUGGAGAUGGGCGAGGCUCAUGCAUUAAAGCAUGUCAUAGAAAGCGAUGAGGAGGAUUAA